AUGUAUGAGAUUGAUGAUAAUGAUGAUGGGGGACAAGUGAUGUUGUGUGAAGAAGUUGUUUCGAUUAUGGGUGAUGAAAAUAAUGUGAAAGGUCAGGUUAAUUACAUUAUUGACCCUCCUUUGAAAGUUAGACAUGCCCUCGGGUUUGUUAUAGAUCAAGAUGAACUUGAACUGCAUUUGGUGAAACCGAGUAUUGGUUGUUUGGAAAGUGAACCAUCGAGAAGAUUAAGUAUAAAUGAGAUUGUUUCUACUCUUAUGAUGAUUCAAAUGGAUGCACAAAGGUCGGAUACCAUGUUUAUGGUGUAG
Molecule: messenger RNA, 306 nt
Organism: Lactuca saligna
Lineage: Eukaryota; Viridiplantae; Streptophyta; Magnoliopsida; Asterales; Asteraceae
Source: the annotation of a GenBank genome assembly